ACCGUGCUCUUUGCUGAAAAAAAAUCUAGCUGCGUGGUUUGAAGAGCUGCCCGAGUGCUAAUUAAGUAACUUUUGUACAUUUCUACCGGUUCCAAAUCUACAUUUCCCAGUCAACAUGGUGUACCAGGUGAAAGAUAAGAACGACCUCGAUGGACAGCUGACCAAGGCCGGCGGCAAGCUGGUGGUGCUGGACUUCUUCGCCACCUGGUGCGGACCCUGCAAGGCGAUCUCGCCCAAACUGGCAGAUCUGUCUACGCAGUACGCCGACAGCGUCAUCGUCCUGAAGGUCGAUGUGGACGAUUGCGAAGACAUUGCCAUGGAAUACAACGUCUCCAGCAUGCCCACCUUCGUGUUCAUCAAGAACGGUGUCAAGGUCGAGGAGUUCGCUGGAGCCAACGCCACCCGUCUGGAGGAUGUCAUCAAGGCCAACAUCUAAGAUGGCUGCGCAUAGACGUCUAGCUGUCCCCUUUAUCCACCUAUGAGUUCUCUUCAUAACAAUUAGUUAAUUAUUCCAUAAGUGCAGGGUUUGCUACGUCCCUUCUGUUCCAUGUAUUUCGCAGUCACUCGAAGCUGCAGUGCAGCAUUCAAAGUUCGAUGGGAUGCAGUGGCAGCAGAAGGAACCGCAACAAAAGUGAGAAACUAAGUGGCUUUUAAUCGUAAAAUUUGCUUAAUUAACAAAAAACAAUAAAUCACACAAAGAUUGUUCAUUUUUUAUUGAAAACAUUAAACAAACGCAAUUGUAGCCAGUUGUCCAAGAAUAAAAGCUAAGAAAUAAAUGUAAUAAACAUU
Molecule: messenger RNA, 789 nt
Organism: Drosophila eugracilis
Lineage: Eukaryota; Metazoa; Arthropoda; Insecta; Diptera; Drosophilidae
Gene: Trx2
Product: thioredoxin-2
Exons: 3
Coding region: 116-436 (106 amino acids)
Molecular function (GO): protein-disulfide reductase activity
Source: RefSeq, a predicted model, not a curated record